This is a messenger RNA of Lepisosteus oculatus (spotted gar), 2394 nucleotides long. RefSeq names its product AAR2 splicing factor (gene aar2). Gene Ontology annotation, biological process: spliceosomal tri-snRNP complex assembly. Lineage: Eukaryota; Metazoa; Chordata; Actinopteri; Semionotiformes; Lepisosteidae. The record is from RefSeq and is a predicted model, not a curated record.
CUCUGGUACACAAUACGUUGCUACGCGUUUACGUUCAGGAACGUGGAGUUUUGUCUGCUAUGCUACAGAGCUACGCUCCGUGAUCGUUCAGUAGAUAUGGCCAGCAUGGACAUGGAUCCUGAACUGGCCUGCAGUCUGUUUGAGGAGGGGGCCACACUGGUUUUGUUGGGGGUGCCCGAGGGGUCGGAGCUGGGGAUCGAUUACAAGACCUGGCAGGUGGGUCCCAGGUUCCGAGGGGUCAAGAUGAUCCCACCGGGCCUGCACUUCCUGCACUACAGCGCUUCCAACAAGCCGGAGCAAGGAGGGGAGACUGGGCCUCGGACUGGGGUCUUCCUCUCUCUCAAAGCCCGAGACGUCCUGCUGGCUCACUGGGACAGCCAGCAAGAGGACCUGGACUUCUCCGCCUCCCAGAACGAGGAGGAAGUGGCCCGGGUGCGGGCUGGGCUGCGCGAUCUGGACCGCUUUCUGGGACCGUACCCCUACGACAUGCUUCGGAAGUGGGUCUCCCUGACGGACCGCGUCACCCAGGAGGUUGCACAACGCCUGCAGCCCCUGAAUGGCAAGAUCUGUGCCUUCAGCGAUGUGGUACCGGAACUGUCGUUGCCUCACACGGAAGAUCGGGUCCAGCAGAACCUCCCACGGUACGACAUCCAGUGCCAGAGCAUGCAGGAGGGUUUGGACAGGCUGCCUAAGAUGAAGCUGAGAGCCGGCACAGAGCUGCGCUUCUCAGAGAUCCCCAAACAGACCUACCCUGAGGGGGCCACACCUGCCCAAAUCACCCAGUACAGUAUGGACCUCAGUUAUGCCCUCAACAGCUUACUAGAACGCUACUACAAAGACGAGCCACUGCAAGUGCUGGGGGAGUUGCAGUUUGCAUUUGUGUGUUUCCUGAUUGGGAAUGUGUAUGAGAGCUUUGAGCACUGGAAAUGUCUUCUGAACCUGCUAUGCCGCUCUGAAGAGGCUAUACUCAACCACCGGAACCUGUACCUCCACCUCAUCCCUGUUCUCUACCACCAGCUGGGAGAGAUUCCCCCCGAUUUCUUUGUAGACAUCGUAUCCAAAGACAACUUUCUCACUUCCACCUUGCAGGAGUUCUUUUUGUUCACGAGUGGGCCUGGUGUGGACAGUGGUCUUCGGAAACGGGCUGAAAAGUUCAAAGUCUACCUGACCAAGAAGUUCCGGUGGGAUUUUGAGAUAGACCCCGAGGAAUGUGCCCCUGUGGUUGUAGAGCUGCCAGAAGGAGUGGCUCCAGAAUAAGGCUACCGUCUGGGACAGCCCAACAAGAGAGUCGAGCCAGGAUGUUGGGCAUAUCGGUGAGUUAUGGAUUCCUGACGGCACUGGAUUUUUUUUGGGAUUGAUCAACUGUGCUUGUAACAGAGACCUGUAGUGGAAUAGAGAAGUCUGGUUUCCAAAAAGAAAAGUGUGGGCUUGUUGGGAAUUUUGUAGAUAUUUUUUUAAUAACAUUUUGCUCUGUGGCACACAGAUGGACAGCACUCUGAGCAGAUCUCUGAAGAUAACCAUCUGUAUCACUUCUUGACAAGGAGACAGGUUUUUCAUUUCCUGAUUGGAUUUUGGAAGCUGUUCGGUGCUCUGUUUUGUUUCACAUAUGUGACUACAAAACGUAAAGACUUCUCAUGAUUUUGAAGUUUCUGCAACUACUGUGGUAUUUGGGGUGUGAAUGAAAUUAAAAAUUGAAUGAAAGUCUGAAGACUUAACGUUGACAUGGUCUCUAGAAAAUACAGAUCACAGGAAGACAUUAAACUCAUCUUUUGAUACUGGAAAAUAUCUCUCUUUUGUUCAAUUUAAUAAGUUUAUUUUAUUUUCUCUACUUCAUGAGUGAUACAAUUGUAGGUAGAUUUCAGAUUACUGCUUAUUGUAAUAUUUAAGUAUAAAAUGAUGUAAACAGCCAUAUACCCUGAAGAAGAAUAAGAUUGAUAUGAUCUAACAUUUUAAUCUAGUUUUUACUUUUCCAAUGGUAGUCCCAACUAACAGCAAGCAUUUCCAAAGCACUUAACCCCUUUUCUUACUCAUAUUAUAUUUUGCAUCAGAAGGAUUGUAACUGUUGUCUCAGUGAUUUGUGCUCAACACAAAAAAAUGAUUUCUGCUUAUAUCUCAGAAUCAAGACAUGGGAAUGUGGAGAAAAUGUCUGCUUGAGCAAACCGUAAGUUUGCAUGGAGUGCUGUUCAAGGAAUAAUGUCAUGAUACUUCUGUAGGUUUUAUCUACAAUACCAGCUGCCAUACACCUUACAAAGCCAUGCACUUGCCCAAUACCUCUUACUUACGCAACUCGCACGAAAUGAAAAGGAAGAAAUUCUAUUUUUUGCCCCCUAUUGUUGCAGAUUGUAAAGACAUGAUCAGGAAUGUUCCCUUUAAUAAAAUAUUUUAUCAUCUUAA